AGCAACAUGGCGGUGGAAAUUGAAUCUGCAGAUGUUGUUCGUCUGAUUGAGCAGUACCUGAAGGAGAAUAACCUGAUGAGAACCCUUACCAUGCUUCAGGAGGAAAGUGGGAUCUCACUGAAUACCGUGGACUCUGUUGAUAGUUUUGUGACGGACAUCAACAGUGGACACUGGGACACGGUGCUACAGGCUAUACAGUCUCUCAAACUGCCUGACCAGAAACUCAUUGAUCUGUAUGAGCAGGUGGUAUUGGAGCUGAUAGAGCUGCGUGAGCUGGGUGCAGCCCGAUCCCUUCUCCGUCAGACUGACCCUAUGAUAAUGAUGAAACAGACGCAGCCUGACAGAUACGUCCAUCUGGAGAACAUGUUGGCCAGGUCCUACUUUGAUCCAAGGGAGGCGUACUUGGAGGGUCAGACAAAGGAGAAGCGGCGUGCUGCGAUUGCACAGGCUCUGGCAGGGGAGGUAAAUGUGGUCCCUCCCUCCCGUCUGCUGGCAUUGCUGGGACAGGCCCUCAAGUGGCAGCAACAUCAAGGUCUACUUCCCCCAGGUACCAGUAUUGAUGUGUUUAGGGGAAAGGCAGCUGUGAGAGAGCAGGAGGAGGAGAAAUAUCCCACACAACUCAGUAAGACUAUCAAGUUUGGGCAGAAGGCUCACGUGGAAUGUGCACGAUUUUCUCCCGACGGUCAGUACCUAGUAACGGGAUCUGUGGAUGGCUUUAUAGAAGUGUGGAACUUUACAACAGGGAAGAUCAGGAAAGAUCUGCGCUACCAGGCCAAUGAUAACUUCAUGAUGAUGGACGAUGCUGUGCUAUGCAUGUGCUUCAGCAGAGACUCGGAGAUGUUAGCCACAGGCGCACAAGACGGCAAAAUAAAGGUCUGGAAAAUCUUGACUGGUCAGUGUCUGCGACGUUUUGACAAAGCUCACUCUAAAGGGAUCACAUGUAUCAACUUCUCCAAAGACAACAGUCAGCUGCUGAGUGCUUCCUUUGACCAGACUAUCAGAAUUCAUGGCCUGAAGUCUGGGAAAACUCUGAAGGAGUUUCGAGGUCACACAUCCUUUGUUAAUGAUGCCAUUUUCACCUUAGACGCACACCACAUUCUGAGUGCGAGCUCAGACGGGACUAUAAAAGUGUGGAACGUGAAGUCCACAGAGACACAGAACACGUUUAAGUCAUUGGGAGGCACAGUGGGGGCCGACAUCACUGUUCACAGCGUCCAUUUACUGCCCCGAUUUGCCGACCAGUUUGUCGUCUGUAACCGGUCAAACACAGUCGUUAUCAUGAACAUGCAGGGACAGAUUGUGCGUAGUUUCUCCAGCGGUAAGCGUGAGGGUGGGGACUUUGUUUGUGCCACGGUAUCACCCCGUGGGGAGUGGAUCUACUGUGUGGGGGAAGAUUUUGUCCUCUACUGCUUCAGCGCUACCACGGGCAAACUCGAGAGGACACUCACGGUUCAUGACAAAGACGUCAUAGGGAUGUCACACCAUCCUCAUCAGAACAUGAUCGCCACGUACUCAGAGGAUGGAAUGCUCAAACUAUGGAAGCCUUGAGGGGUCACAUCAUUUGGCUAGCUAUGGAAGCUUGCUUGGUACAGAUUCCUCAGAAGGACUUGUGACAGAUGAAUGCGGAAAGUUUCUGUGGAGACUCGUGUGGACAUGAUUGUGUGAGAUGACUGGGGACAAAAACUAGAGGUUCUAUGCUAAGAUGUUCUGUAGGACACAAAGAAUGGAAUAUACUGUAUUUGGCCUAAGAUUUCAAAUCUGAGAAUUUCAUUCACUUUGAAGAUGUUUUAUGGCUUACAUGGAGUAUACAAUGAUAUCCUAAGAAGCAAAUGUAAGUUUCAGCACAAAAAGCAAUAUUAUAUGACUUCAUUUGUCGUUAAAAGUAAAUUUAUUUUCACGUAAAUUUUUAGAGCAGUUACAGUAUCUAUAAUUGUGUCUUUUUUUUGUGCAAGUGUUUGACAGACACUUUCUUGUACAGUACUAUACUGUACAUAUGUUGAAAUACACAGCAUGAGCAAGAAUGAGCAGUAUUUUUCUGUCACACCGGGCACCUGAGUGUUUGACUGUCUGAGUCAGCGUUUCACAUUCAACGGAAAUAUCGGAAUCCAACCAUCAUGACUCCCAGAAGCCAAAAUUCCUUAUCACUGUACCACAUUUUGACGAGAGUCACAUCAUCAAAGUUUCUGAAAUGGAAUCCAGAAAAUGUGUUUACUUUUAUAUGCAUUAAAACAGUCACUUGGAACCUCAGCAUUUCUAGAUUCUGUGGGAUUCUCGCAGAGCGAAUCUAUGAAAAUCUGUUUAUUUUCCUUUAUUCAGGAAAAAAUAAAAUGGUGAGAAUAAAGGCCUGUAUGCCUGUUCACAACUUGAUUUGUCAUUUUUGACUUGUAUAAUAUGACUAGUCAAAUAAGAAAAGGGCUAUCUCUUUUUCUCACAUUUCUUUGUACCUGUGAGAUGAAAUUGAUUGCCAUUUGGGUCAUUUUAAUUUGUUGAAAUCUGGAAGUCUGUCUGACAAUCGCAAUCAGACAAAGAGUUUGCUUUCUGCAUUGUGACAUUUUAAAUCAUAUCAGAAUGUGCUUUUCUUACAUGAAGUGAGUCACCCAUCUCCUUGUUAAGGGAUUGCCUUGUGUUAAAAGAUGUGUCAAAACGUUUAACAACUGAUAGUGAUUUAUGGAGCAGCUACAAAAAUCAUUUGUGACUGUUGUAAUCUGAUUGAUUCAGGUACUAGAAAAGAGUUUGGAGGAAAAAUUUAUGAUUGUGUUUUUAAGUUCUUAAUUACUUACCUUAAUUCUACAACCUUUUCAACUGCCACGGCAACCAGUAUUUUGAAACAUCGGGGGUAUUCAGAAAUAAUUUGCAAAGUUUUAUGAAGCUGGCAUCUUUAAUGACAAACAAAUCAUUUUAUAGCAUCGCUAUCAUAAUAAUUGUGUACACAAAUUCUACAGAAAAAGGUGCUUUAGUGGUUGAAAAGGUUGAAGAUUUACAUUAUAUAGAAAUUACAGUGCAUCCUAAUUUUAUGGAAGAAUUUUUGCAUUGAGCAGUCCAAAUGUAGAGGUUCAUUUCAUCCAGAAAAUAUUCUUAAUGUAAUUAAAUCAUGUAGGUGUCCUGUAAAUAACCCCUGAGUCAUUCUUCAUGGAACAAAAAUUGUCAUGGUAAUAUUACAUGUGUAUGGAAUAUUACAUGUGUAUGGAAUAUUACAUGUGUAUGGUAUAUUACAUGUGUAUGGAAUAUUUCAUUCUUGAAUAAAUGAUGUAGCUUU
Liolophura sinensis is the source of this 3256-nucleotide messenger RNA. Its product is annotated as WD40 repeat-containing protein SMU1. The record is from RefSeq and is a predicted model, not a curated record. Gene Ontology annotation, molecular function: protein binding. Gene Ontology annotation, biological process: mRNA splicing, via spliceosome. The coding region runs from base 7 to 1548 and encodes 513 amino acids. The transcript has 13 exons. NCBI's taxonomy places the organism in Eukaryota, Metazoa, Mollusca, Polyplacophora, Chitonida, Chitonidae.